Molecule: messenger RNA, 2530 nt
Organism: Durotheca rogersii
Lineage: Eukaryota; Fungi; Ascomycota; Sordariomycetes; Xylariales; Xylariaceae
Product: asparagine synthase-domain-containing protein
Exons: 4
Coding region: 117-1820 (567 amino acids)
Molecular function (GO): asparagine synthase (glutamine-hydrolyzing) activity
Source: RefSeq, a predicted model, not a curated record
AUCUUUAUCCACAUUUAGCUACUUACCUCUAUUCAUCCCUCUUCUCGACCGUCUUUCCUGGCUUCAUCCUAUCAACGGCCCGGACGGCCGCCGCCUUCUCGCAGGGUCCGGGCAUCAUGUGUGGUAUCCACGCCGUCAUUUCUUCCGCUCCCAUUCCAGCUCUGCCUGUCGAGCUGAAAAGUCUCCUUUCGCACCGUGGUCCCGAUCAUUUCGGUCAGGUUCGCCGCGCGCUUCCUUUCGCAAAGGAUGACUCAGAGAUCUCUCUCGAGUUCACCUCGACGGUCCUGGCCUUGCGGGGAGACCACCUGGCAAGGCAGCCGCUGGAGUCUGCCGUCAGCGCGUCUGUCCUCUGCUGGAACGGGGAGGCUUGGAGGGUCAACGGCCAAUCCAUCCGUAGCCAAAACGACGGCGAGCUCCUCCUAGGAAUCCUCGAUGCCAUCGACGUGCCCACGGCUUCAUCGCGAGAGUCGCACAUCUUGAAUGUUUUGCGCAGUGUCGAUGGCCCCUUCGCCUUCUUAUUUUAUGAUGCUCAGAUCCGACGUCUUUAUUUUGGGCGAGAUCGUUUAGGGCGACGGUCGCUUCUCGUCCACGCAGCCGAGCAUGGCAGCUCGAUAUCAUUUUCCAGUGUUGCCGACGUACCUGCUGCUAGCUGGAAGGAAGUGGAAGCAAGUGGGAUAUACUCAUUAGAUCUCAGCACGCGUCUUGCUACGCCUCAAGGACUGAUAUUAGACACCCGGGUCACGAAGCACGCGUGGAUACGAUCAGGAGGAGAAGACAUGGUAUCGAGCAUUGGACAUUUCAACACAGCGCUGCCUCGGCCCGGCCAGGAACCAGACCUCAACUCGGCGUCCGAGAUGCUCCGGCACUGGCUCUGCGAGUCUCUCAAGUUGCGCGUAUUAGAUAUCUCAGAACCACCAAACCCGUUGUCCGGCUUGGACGUCCGCGUCGCUGUAUUAUUCUCUGGGGGUCUCGACUGCACGGUCCUGGCAAGGCUGGCCCACGAGUUUGUCCCCUGCAGUCAGGAGAUAGACCUGAUCAAUGUUGCUUUCGAAAACCCCCGCCAAGUGGCGAUCAAUAAGACCCUGGCGCACCGAGAGGCGGGCGAUAUCUACGAAGCUUGCCCGGACAGGGCCACAGGCCGGAAGGCUUUUGCCGAGCUGAAAUCGGUCUGCCCAGACCGACGCUGGCGUUUCAUUGCAGUCAACGUCCCAUUUGAAGAAGCCAUGAGCCACAAGCCAAGGAUUGUUUCCCUUAUGCAUCCUCAUAACACGGAGAUGGAUCUUUCCAUCGCCUUCGCCCUCUACUUUUCUGCCCGGGGAAUAGGACAUUGCUACGUUGACAAGCCCGAUUGGGAGCCAACCCCGCCGGUCGUAGCUACACCGUCGAGGGUACUCCUAUCCGGUCUCGGGGCGGACGAACUCUUCGGCGGCUACGCGCGACACGAGGCAGCGUUCAAGGCAGGUGGGUAUGCCCGAGUCAUCGACGAGCUGAAGCUGGAUAUCAGUCGCAUCGGCCAGAGGAAUCUAGGUCGUGACGACCGGGUCAUGGCCCAUUGGGGCAAGGAGGUGCGGUUCCCAUACCUCGACGAAGAACUCGUUAGGUUUGCUAUCAGCUCUCCCGUAUGGGAGAAGUGCGAUUUCCAGAAUCCAUCCCACCCCGCUGUCAUCGAUCCGGCCAAGCGAAUCUUGAGGGUCCUCGCCGAUAAGCUCGGCAUCCCCGGGGUGGCUAGAGAAAAGAAGAGGGCGAUCCAGUUCGGCUCGAGGACAGCCAAGAUGGAAAGCCACACGGGUAGGCUUCGGGGCACAGCGCUGAUCAGUUGAGACCCGAUCCCGGCUAGUGGCCUGCAAUACGCCACGUGAUGUUGAAGGGACUGGCGAUGAUGAUACAUCAGAUACUUCCGAGUUGGUCUCCAAUAAUCCCGUCGAGUUGACCCACCUGUGCGUUCCUACGUUCGUAGCAACCCUCUUGGGAUCCUCGUAUCACGGCCCAUUACCAGCGAUGACGUCGAAAAGGCAUGUCUGAGCCAGUCUACCCCUUACUUAUUAUACGAUAUGGUCAUGUCUUUCUGUUUGUACAGCGUUUCUGCGGAGACCGGUACUGCAUCGUGUCAGUACCUAAUCGGGGAUACGACGCGUGGUGGAAGGACAAUCAGCUCGCGGCACGAAUACAGGACUCGAGUCUACCCAUACAAUAUCCUCCCUAAUGGCAUCAGCGGUGUCUUCUCGGAAGGAGAAUAGAGGGCAGCUAGAAGCACACUUCGCUCUCUUUUCUCUUGCUUCGCUUGAUCGGAGGGGAUUGGGUCAGGGGAUCAGCCUAGUCAACUACCCAUAACUACGGAGAGAAGGCACAUCCCCUCUCGGAGAUACACAACGAAAAAGUUUUCACGAUGCGUUCCCCCAUAUAGGAACUGUUUGCUCCGUGAGCUGCUCAUCCGAUUACGGGGCAAAGACCUACCUAACCGGUUACGCUAUAUAUCUAUAUAAUUUUUAUACAGUACAACAUAGUGCAUAAUAACAAUACCUUGACUCAU